AUGGCCGCGCCACGCCUCUCUCUUCCGGGAAGCCGCUGCACGGGCCGAAGCAGUCGAACUCCGAGCAAGCGCUCACUGGGCGGUGGAUUGCUUCAGGCUGGUGACGUAUUAUGUCGGCGUCCACCCUGGUUCUGCCAUCCCAGCCGGUGCAAGAUGGCGCCGGGGAGGCCGACGUCGAGGUGGAGCGCCGGAGGAUUGGCGGCGCGUGGGGAACGGACGCCUCAGGUCGGAUUGGGGAAGCAGAACGGGAAACGCAGGACCUGGCGCCCUAACCACCAUCAAGCCUUCCUGGGGAGCGUGCGCGAGGGACAAGGUUUUGCAUUUCGGAGAAAAUUGAAGAUCCAGCAAAGUUACAAGAAACUGCUGUGGAAGGUAAAGAAAGCACCAGUAUCCCAGGAAUCCCAGUUCACAGAUCACUACCCAGACCAUCUGAAACACCUCUAUCUAGCUGAAGAAGAGAGACUCAGGAAACAGCAAAGAAAGGUUGGCCUGCCUUUGUCAGAAGAACAAGCUGACCAGACUGUGUCUGAAGCAGGGGACAACACUGAACAUACUCUGUCAGAGCAGUCUGGUGUUUACCAGCCUCAGCCAGAGCAGCUGAGCACAGUAAAUUCUGUGACUAGUCCAAAGAAAAAGAAAAAGAAAACUUCAAACCAAAAGGCACAAGAAGAGUAUCAACAAGUACAAGCAAAACGUGCUGCUAAGAAAUUUGAAUUUGAAAUGCGAAAGCAAGAGAGAGAAGAAGCACAAAGGCGCUACAAAAAGAAGAAAAUGGAAGCUUUCAAAAUACUGAGCAAAAAGACUAAAAAGGGCCAGCCUAACCUGAAUUUACAGAUGGAGUAUCUUCUUCAGAAAAUACAAGAAAACAGUUAAAGUAGACAUUUUGUCUUUAAGGAUUAAACUCCAACUGACUGUUGUGUCCUUUUGUAUGUGUAUCAGAAGCCUUCUACUAGUGAGCUAAACUUGUUGGCAUCAAAUGAAUUGGUGAAUUUUUUUUUUUAUAAAAGAAAAGCUUCUGUAUAUAUUUUCUACAAAGACUGUCUUUAUCAUGAUAUUUAAAAAUCUUCAAUGGAAUUUGUAUGGAAUAAACUGUUUUGAAAUAGGAGAUCUGAGCUUACAGUGAAGAAUUUCAAUGAUGAGAACAUAUUUUUGUACAGUAAUCAACCGUAGUAUUUAAGGGGUUAAUUACUGGGUUGAAUCUGCAUCCUUGUAUUUGUUCGGCAGUUGUACUAACAAUAAACUACAUUGUAGUCCCUGGGAGCUUUGAGAAGGGUUUCUGUGCAGCUUAUAUAUCUCAGGCUGGUCUCAAACUUGUGAUUCUCUUGCCUCUGCCUGGGGAUCUAGGAUUUCAGACCUGCACCACCAUGCCUGAUAGAUUAAUUUUAAUGAUAAGGAAAGGAAUCUCCUUGGAGUUUUUAUUUAUUAAUUUUUAGGACAUGGUACAGGAAAGUGGCUAUUCUAGGUUACCUAAAAGUACACUAAAAGAGUUUGCACCUCCAUAAUAAGAUAGACUUCAUAAAGCAAUUUGACAUCUGAAUUGAGUUUCAUAGAAGCAUGCUCUUACAUGGAAGCAGUUUUUGUAUCGUUUAAAUGAUGGUGAAAGCCCAGCCUUUCUCAGUAACAGUUAAGCUCUAUUAUAUUUGGAAUGAACUUCAUCACUGUGUAGUAUUGUUCGUACUUUUGUAGCUUUCUGCCUUCAGUUACAACAGCCUUGACAUUGUAAGCAAAAAAACUGAACAAUAAUGCUCGUAAAACUGCAUGCUACAGCCUUCAUCCUGUGUUUAAAAAUGCAAUAACAAAUACUGAGGAAAUUCUAAACUCUUUGCAUAUAAAAAUAAUGUUUAGAAAUUUGCAAUAUAUCAUUGCACUUGAACAACCCAGAAAGUCAAAAUCUGAUUAAGGAAGCAUGCAAUGAUUCAAUGAUUUCAUUGAAUUCCUUUCCUCACAUCUGUAUUCUAGUCUUCAUCCUAAAACAUGGAGGUCUGAUCUAUUUUAAGUUAUGAGUGAAAAGCAAGAUCAAGUGCUUUUUACAACAUUGUUGAGAGGUCUGUGUUGAGGGCUUUUGUUUUGUUUUAGUUUUGUUUCAUUUUGUUUGCAUGCAGGGAUGUUUUAGGGCAGAAAGUAAUCAACAUUAGGUUCAAGACAAUUGAUUCAGUUUGAGUGUGAUAGAAGAACCACACUUCAUUUGAAAGCUGUACUCUGAGGUCUGAAUAGUAGAGACUAGCUCAGUAAUGACAGUUUAUCCUUAUGCCACACUUACCAAAGGCGCAGCCAAAGCAUGGGGGGGGGAUAUUUAAUGUAAAGAAAGUAUAGAGAGGCUUGGUAUGCAGGCUGAGACAGAAUCUAAUGUCAGAGGGAUUCAUUGUCAGCCUAGGCCUUGUAGAGAGAGAAAUAAUAUGGGUGAAGUGGUUAAGAAAAGUCUUUAAGGUUGAAAACGCUAGAGGCAAAUCAGAAGGAAAAUUACAGAGAGGAAAAACGAUUAAGAUGUAGUACAGUAUAUAAAAGUAGUUACUGGCAGUGGGCUUGUUUCUUCUCCCUUGCUGAUGCUUCCUCCCAUACAAAGAAAAUGUCAUUAUCCUCUUACUGGCUGACUUGUUCUGCCUUGGGGCAGUAUUGUACUAUUUAAGUUUUGAGAUCAUGCCGGUUAGCUUAGAGUACAUAUAGUCUCCCUAUCCCAACCCGUCCUUCUGGUAUAUAUGUUUAUAUGUACAUGCCAUAUGUUUGGAGGCCAACGUCACUCAAAACCUUAUUUUUUGAGAUAAGGGUUUCUCUAACCUAAGGUUUUCCUGGCUUUUCCGCCACAGCAUUGGGGUUACAGGAAGAACAUUCUGGCCUUUAAUGGUGCUGGGGAACCUCAACUCAGGUCCAGCUGCUUGGCCAGCACAGCAGUUAUUUUACUGACUGAACCACCUUCUCUGGAGAUGGGUUUUUAUGCUAUUUUGCCCAAGCCAGUCUCAAUCCCUGAACUCUUGAUCUUCCAUAUCCCAAGGAACUAAUAGUACCUCAGGCACAUGUCAGCAUAGCAAACUAGAAUACCAUACUCUUGAUUGCCAUUCUCGUAAAUUAUAAAAACAAAUUCUCUUGAGAAGGGAAAGAGAGGGAUAGACACAGACCAAUAAUGAAUAAUGUAAUAAUUCUGAAUAAUGUAAUAUCUGAGAAUUUGUUCUGUCGGGUGAGAUUACCACUUAGUGACGGAUGCUUGCCUAGCACAUCAAAGUGCUGUGCUACAGCACUAAUGCUACAAACCAAAAUGGUUAAAAAGGUAUGCCACCCUAUUUACCAAGGCAAAAAUACUUUUAAAUGGUAACCAUAAACACACAAAGAAGCUUUACGUGACCAGAGACUUGAUUUCAGGCUUUAAACUUAACAUACACAGAGAAAGUUUUGAUCUUGACAUCUUAUUACAAGUUUAUAUUGGGCCGUAGUUUUAAUUAUGUAAAACUGCAAAAGUGCACUAGGCUUUUAAUUGCUUCAUUUUGUGCGCUUAAAAAAAAAAAAAAAAAAAAAAAGAAACAAAAGCA
Meriones unguiculatus (Mongolian gerbil) is the source of this 3521-nucleotide messenger RNA. RefSeq names its product coiled-coil domain containing 59 (gene Ccdc59). The transcript is spliced from 4 exons. The record is from RefSeq and is a predicted model, not a curated record. Gene Ontology annotation, cellular component: nucleus. The coding region runs from base 1 to 873 and encodes 290 amino acids. Lineage: Eukaryota; Metazoa; Chordata; Mammalia; Rodentia; Muridae.